Nerophis lumbriciformis (worm pipefish) is the source of this 2096-nucleotide messenger RNA. It is a transcript of the gene hdac10, whose product is annotated as histone deacetylase 10. Gene Ontology annotation, molecular function: deacetylase activity. The record is from RefSeq and is a predicted model, not a curated record. Gene Ontology annotation, biological process: epigenetic regulation of gene expression. NCBI's taxonomy places the organism in Eukaryota, Metazoa, Chordata, Actinopteri, Syngnathiformes, Syngnathidae.
GUCCAGAUGGAGGCGCUGUAAGCCUCACUUUUCUCCUGCUGCUUCAUUCCAAUGUGCAGUCUUGAGUCUUCUCCGCGCCCGCUGCAGAAAGAAGAUGGGCACAGCUUUAGUGCACGACGAAGAGAUGACUCGCUACAAACUGCUGUGGUUUGAUCCAGCCUGUGCGAUCGAGACCCCCGAGCGUCUGACAGUGAGUCACGAAGCCUUGGUCAGGACCGGCCUGGCUGCUCGAUGUGUUCCUACACCUGUCCGAGAGGCCUCGGAUGAUGACAUUCUACUAGUGCACAGCAAGGAGUACCUAGACGCAGUGAAGAAGACCCCCUACAUGACGCUAGACGACCUGAAGGAGUUCACCCUACAUUACGGGGACGUGUACUUUCACCCAAACAUCUAUCACUGUGCCAAAUUGGCUGUGGGCGCCGCGUUGCAACUGGUAGAUGCCGUUAUGACCGGGAAGGUGAGAAAUGGCAUGGCUUUGGUCAGACCCCCAGGACAUCACAGCAUGCGCAGUGCUGCCAGUGGAUUCUGUGUCUUCAACAAUGUGGCCAUAGCAGCCAAGUACGCCCAGCAAAAAUAUGCUGUUCAAAGAGUGCUAAUAGUCGACUGGGACAUACAUCAUGGUCAAGGGGUGCAAUAUGCCUUUGAGGACGAUCCAAGUGUGCUUUACUUCUCUUGGCAUCGCUAUGAGCACCAGGAAUUCUGGCCUAAUCUCAGAGACUCAGACUAUGACUGUGUGGGCAAGGACAAAGGUGCUGGCUUCACUAUAAAUGUGCCAUGGAACAAGAUUGGAAUGCAGAACAGCGACUACUUGGCCGUGUUCUGUCACGUCCUCCUGCCGGUCGCCUACGAGUUUUGCCCUGAGCUGGUGUUGGUGUGUGCAGGCUUUGACUCCGCCAUCGGCGACCCAGAGGGUGAAAUGUGUGCCACCCCGGACAUCUUCGCCCACCUCACUCACCUGCUGAUGAACCUGGCCGGGGGGAAAUUAUGUGCUGUUUUGGAGGGAGGAUACAACCUGACUUCACUCAGCCAGUCUGUGUGUCUCACUGUUCAAAGUCUGCUUGGCGACCCUCCGCCCCGGCCCACGGAGCUCCAAGGACCCUGUCAAAGCGCCCUGGAGUCCAUUCAGUGCGUGCGCUCUGCUCAUAGCAAGUACUGGUCCUGCCUUCAACAUGCAGCGGAAAGACCCCCCUCAGAUGUGAGCACUAAGCUGGAAGCAAGUGGAGAGGCAAGAGUUAUCAAAGCUGACUUAGUGUGGCCCCAGCCUGCCAGACUCCUUCCUCCUGCCUUCUGCACCGCAGCAUUGAUCCCCGAGGACCUGCUUUGUCCCCUGGGCUGCUUCAGGUUCCCCCGGGACCUCCACUCACAAAGAGAUGUGGAUGUUUCUACGUGGUCCAGCCUCACCGCACUUGUGGGGAGACUGGAGAAGAAUGAGAUCAGAAAUGGCUUGGCCUUGGUGAGUGACGUCUCCAUGGCGAUGGCGCAUGUCUUCGGGCACACUCCCAAACAACGAGUUGUGGUGGUGUGUGUUGGAGACACUGAAGUCCUGAGUGGCCUGCCAGAGGAUGGGAAAACACUUACAGUGCACUUCAGCAAGGAGGCGCUAGACAAGCCCAGGUGCAAAUAUUACAUCCCUGUGUGUCUGAAGAAGAGCUUGAUGCAGGCCACCUGCAGCCUCCUCCUGCCACUCAGCUACCAGUACGACCCCGACCUGGUCCUGCUGGCCCGGGUGCCAGGGAGCCACAUGGGCCAGAGCGAGUGGCAGCAGCUUGUAGGCCUCCUGCAGGGUCUGGCUGGGGGUCACAUGCUGGUGCUCAUUCAGGAAGGUGAAAAGGCUCUUGUGGGGCCGACAGCGUCCUCCCUCUCUGGGAGCCCCGCCUCCUCUCUGGAGCCACUUCCUGCUCCAGGAGCUGAGGACAUUGAGGCGCUGGAGAGCCUGAAAUGGCAACUGACGACUGACUGGAAGCUACUGCAGACGUCAGCUCAAUGCAAAGAGUUUACUGCUUGUUGCGGAACAAAAGCAGCAACAACAUGAGAUGCAUCCAUGAUCCACUUUUGUCAAGAUUGAGGACAUCUCUUUUACAUGUGUGCUAGCAUGU